Monopterus albus (swamp eel) is the source of this 2140-nucleotide messenger RNA. RefSeq names its product dharma (gene dharma). Gene Ontology annotation, cellular component: nucleus. The transcript is spliced from 3 exons. Gene Ontology annotation, biological process: regulation of transcription by RNA polymerase II. Gene Ontology annotation, molecular function: RNA polymerase II cis-regulatory region sequence-specific DNA binding; DNA-binding transcription factor activity, RNA polymerase II-specific. The record is from RefSeq and is a predicted model, not a curated record. NCBI's taxonomy places the organism in Eukaryota, Metazoa, Chordata, Actinopteri, Synbranchiformes, Synbranchidae. The coding region runs from base 356 to 1003 and encodes 215 amino acids.
AAAAACUGUGUUUGUGUAUCUGGAGCCACAGCUCAGUGGGACAUUUGUCUUGUUUGAAGAAAAGUGAAAGUUUUCAGUUGAAUGGAGAUGAAAUGGACUAAAUAACUGAUUCCACAUCAUCACAUCAUCCUUCUCUUCAAAGACCCAAAGAGUUCAGAGGUCAAAUCAAAGUCCACAUUUCUUCUCAUCUCUUGAGUCACCGAUGGGCUCAAUUCACGGGACUAUUAACAUAUUAAAAAGCAUUCAGGUGUUUGAUGGCGGCUUCAGGCUCGCGUUUCUGUUUAAAACUGGAUCCUGGAGGACUCUUGGCCACUUGGAAGCUUUCUGGAAACUUGUUGAAUCUUAGAGUAACAUCAUGGACGGAAGCAAAGUGUCGGACUUCAGCAUCGAGCGCAUACUCUCGCCGCAGCUCGGACGCAAGCCGCUGGUGAUGGAGAUUUCACCGGACGGUUAUCUUCCGGAAGCCCCCGGCGGAUUCAGUCUGGUCUCCGGGAACGUCACACCUCCUGCCCCGGUCCCGGUCCCAGUGCCGGUGCCAGGCUGCCUGCAGUACCGAGGGAUGAGCUGUGUAGAGUCGUGCUACCCGUAUGGAGCCGGUUUCCAUCGCACAGACUUGACCAACAUUUAUCCAACCCCUGGAGUGCAUGCGCACUUCAGCAGCCGGGACUCUGCAGAUGUUCAGGCGUUACCAGGUUACCUUGGUUACCACCAGGCCGGGGUGUCCGCGCAGUCGCAGCAUCGUCAGAAGGCCCGGAUGAGGACUGUGUUCACCGACAGUCAGACCAAGCAGCUCGAGGCGCUGUUUGAGCUUACCGACUACCCGGCUGUGGAGGUGCGCGCUGAGGUGGCGAGGCGCACCGGGCUGAGCGAGGAGACCGUCAGGGUGUGGUUCAAGAACCGCAGAGCCAGGAGGAAGCGGCAGCGCAAUGGGUCAAGGGUCAGAUCUCCCUCCCCUCCCCCCAGCGCCGGUGCAGAGAAGGCCUUCUCCACCUCCCUCCUGUAAACCUCAGACACUGUCCACCUGCUACUUGGAUGUCAAAAGGAACCCGUGCUCCCCUCUCAUGACCGCAUUUUGCUCAAGGACACUUCAGCAGCGUGGGCCCCCACUGGAAUGUGCUGUUAAACCAACAUCUGCUGGACAUUUUUAACUGUGCGGAUGCAUUCAGGUGCUGCUGGAGAAAUCAGACACCCGAGGCUCCAAACCUAGCGGACUCUUACAGUAGCUAUGACAUGUUUAGGGAGAGUUGUUGGCCUUAGCUGCAGUUUUAUUCCUACUGAGUGACUUCUGGUUUUCUAGUUUUAAAUUAUUUUGUAUUUCUAUGUAAUUUAUUCAGAUCAGUAUAUAAAAAUGUGCAGCAUGUUUAAACACAAGCACCUUUUGUAACCUGUGGUGGUGUUAUUUAUUUGAAUUGAGUUGUUGCUAUUGUUGCUUCCUUAACUGCAUUAGACAUGUUUUAGAAACUUGAUUAGAAACACAAACGCCACACUGCAUCAUUUAUAAUGAAGCUCACAAUCAGUUUCUAACAUGUUAAUCUAAAAAUUAACAACUAGGUGUGAGUGUUAACCAUGUUGUGGGGUUUUUCAAGACCUGAAAAAGCUAUGAAGAAAAGAGGUUAAGUUAAAUUUUUCAUUUGAUGCUGCUUUUAAUCCUGAACAUUUCUGACAAAUAUUUCUACUCCACAUUAUCUGGCAGUUCUAACAGAUUUACUGUAUAAUUAACUGUUCUCUAGUGUAUUAAAAGCCCUGCUAAGAAGUUCUGUUUUCCCAUGUUUAUAUUUUCCUUACAGGUAGGUCAUAAAUGAUGUCUUUGUGAUUAGGGGUUGGUCUGGUCAGUGCUUCACUUACCUGGGCUGCAGCCUUUGUUUUUCUACAAAUGAAUAUGAUUUUCCCAAGAUACUGUAUAUUUAUCAGGCACUUGUGCACUUUUAUAGUGAAAAAGAAGCAAACAUCAGCUGAGUGUGUUUAACCAUGUCAUUAAGACAUUGUUUCUAAGACUAAAUGAUAAUCACAUGACAUACAGUAACAUACAUAUGAUGCUGAUGUUCAUUUGUAUCUGCAAUUACAUUUCCGGGGAGUGACCAUUGGUCAUAUAUUAUAUUGGAGGCUGCAUACAACAUGCAGAAGUGUAGAAAAUUACAGA